Molecule: messenger RNA, 622 nt
Organism: Arabidopsis arenosa
Lineage: Eukaryota; Viridiplantae; Streptophyta; Magnoliopsida; Brassicales; Brassicaceae
Source: the annotation of a GenBank genome assembly
CUCUCUGAUCAGAAGCGACUUCAUUCAUAUAGUUCACUAGAAUCUGCUGCUUCUUUUCUGCAAGAGAAUCAAGGUUUUCUAUUGAUUUAUGGACACCCAGAAGAAAUCUGAGGAACAUGGCCUUUACCAUAUAGUCAAUAGUACCGGUGGUGCAUUUGGAGCGGGCGCUGUGGGAGGUUCUGUAUAUCAUUUCAUAAAAGGGUCAUACAAUUCCCCAAUAGGUGCUCGUUUUGUUGGAGGAACACAAGCGGUGACGAUGAACGCUCCUCGUUUGGGAGGCAGUUUUGCUGCAUUUGGAGGAUUGUUCUCCACAUUUGACUACGCAAUGGUGUGCAUCAGGAAGAAGGAAGAUCCAUGGAACUCGAUCGUAGCAGGCGCUGCUACAGGAGGACUUCUUGCAAUGCGACGUGGGAUUGUUGCAGCUUCAACAUCAGCGGUUAUGGUAGGGGUUUUGUUUGCUUUGAUGAAAGGGCCUGCGUUGUGAACAAGUAAGCUUUUCUGGGAUUGUUGUGUUUGAUGAGAGCCUCUCUCUCUCCCCUUUUUUGGCUUGGGCUUGAUGAGAUAAUGUCAUUUAGAUUUUCAUGAUAAUUGCCUUUUUUAAUUAUAAAAUACUCCAAAAUUA